Daphnia magna is the source of this 1041-nucleotide messenger RNA. RefSeq names its product apolipoprotein D. The record is from RefSeq and is a predicted model, not a curated record. Lineage: Eukaryota; Metazoa; Arthropoda; Branchiopoda; Diplostraca; Daphniidae. The coding region runs from base 9 to 767 and encodes 252 amino acids. The transcript has 5 exons.
AUCAUACAAUGAAAUCGCUUGUAGAGUUUGCCACAUUGUUGGUGCUGCUCUGGGUUGCCGGCCCAACAACCGGGCAAAUCCUCCGCAUAGGACAUUGCCCAUCUUUCUCCGUCCUUAAGGAUUUUGAAAUGGACAAGUACUUGGGGACCUGGUAUCAAAUCGAACGCUACUUCUCCUUCCCAGGAAUGAGCGGCAAAUGUUGGACGCAAACUUAUUAUCCGGAUCCCGAAGUGGAAGGACGCUACAAGUUGCGGAUGGAUUAUCGUGAUUUCGUGGUGGAAAAUAAAAUGACGGCUGAAAUGGAUAUUUACCAAGAUAUGGCUGACGAUCCAGCCACACUGACUAGCCAACUUUUCAGCAUGCCAUUUACUGCGGACGACUAUCAAGUGUUGAGUACCGAUUACACAAACUAUGCCAUCGAAUAUCGUUGCGAAGAUCGUGGGCUAUUCCAGCGCCGAGAAUCCCUGUGGCUACUCUCUAGAUCACCGUUCCCGAAAUCAUGGGUCAUGAAAGAAGCCAGGAGUGUCGUUGCCAGUCUUGGCCUUAAAAUGUCCAGCCUUCGACCAGUGACGCAAGAUUGUUAUCUUCCUCAUCGUGGCCUACACCCUGUUCGGCCCCACCCGCAACAUACAACCAACAGGAACAAUUUCAUCCAGAUGUAUUCUCGAGCACCUCCCCUUCAGCAGCAUCACAAAUUGAUUGAACUCCCGAGACAGCCUCAUUUUGCUUACCCAGCCCUCAGUGGACCGGAACGAUCUUCCCUAUAGGAAUAAUGGCAUACAGGUCACAACGAAAUCUUCAAGAUAACAAACAACCGUUUUGCUUAUCAUUCUCACCAUCAUCUUUUUUUUUUUUACGAUAAUAUUCCGUUGUAGAUUUUUUAUUCGUCCAUUCUCCGGGCAAGAGGCUAAACAGCACGCUCCUAUUAAAUAACUAUCGGUUAGGUGCAUUAUGAACAUUUAUUGCAAGUACAUUAAAAUCAUUUGUUUGUGUCAGUGUAGUAAGGCAUCAGUCGCAAGAAUUAUAUUUAAAUAUUUGUUA